AUGGAUAUGGGAUUCAGUGAUUCGUCUGAUGAAUCCGUAUUUGGAAUCAUGCCAAAGAGACGAAGAAAUAGAAUACUUUCAUCAUCAUCAUCGGACACGGCAACUGAUAGAAAUACCACGGAGGAAGAAGUUUGGGAGUCUGAUGAGGAACAAGAUGAUGAUGCGGAAUGGCGGAAAAUAGUAGAAAAAUCUGCAUCAGAGGAAGAGUGUUCGGACGGAGAAGAGUUAUUGAUGGAAGAGACGGACUGCGACGAUCCUGUUGCAAUAUAUAAACUAUUCUUCACGGACGAGAUAUUAGAGACCAUCGUUGAAGAGACUAACAGAUACGCUGUACAGUGCAUGGUGAAUGCGGCAUAUGGCAGGAGACAACAUCAACAACGAUGGAACCCUGUCACAACAAGCGAACUGAAUACCUUUAUUGGUAUAUUGCUCAUUAUGGGUGUAGUGCAGGUACCCGAACUUCGAUUAUAUUGGUCCAAUAAGGCGAUGUAUGCAAAUGCGCGUAUAAAGAAAGCUAUGAAACGCGAUCGAUUCUUAGCAAUACUGAAAUACUUACAUUUUUCUGACAAUGCUACGGCUAGAACCGAGGAUCGGUUACAUAAGCUCCGAAAUGUAGUAGAUAAAAUUAUUCGAACGUUCAAAGAUGCAGUAAAACCCGGAAAAAAUAUAACGGAUACACAUAUAACGUGCAUAUUUAUUCCGGAAAAACAGAAACGAGGAUUUUAA
This is a messenger RNA of Eufriesea mexicana, 726 nucleotides long. RefSeq names its product piggyBac transposable element-derived protein 4-like. Lineage: Eukaryota; Metazoa; Arthropoda; Insecta; Hymenoptera; Apidae. The transcript is spliced from 2 exons. The record is from RefSeq and is a predicted model, not a curated record. The coding region runs from base 1 to 726 and encodes 241 amino acids.